Molecule: messenger RNA, 1075 nt
Organism: Vitis vinifera (wine grape)
Lineage: Eukaryota; Viridiplantae; Streptophyta; Magnoliopsida; Vitales; Vitaceae
Exons: 2
Coding region: 46-882 (278 amino acids)
Molecular function (GO): nucleic acid binding; zinc ion binding
Source: RefSeq, a predicted model, not a curated record
GAUGUUGGGACUUCUCAUUCAUGGGCUGUGAUUGAUGCACGCAUCAUGUCUUGGCUUCUUGGUUCAGUGGAGCCUCAUAUUGUCACCCACUUGCGGCCUCAUCGCUCCGCUCAAUCUAUGUGGGCUUAUUUGAAGAAAGUUUAUCAUCAGGAUAACGAUGCUCGUCGCUUUCAAUUAGAACAUGCGAUUGCCAUGUUUCAACAUGGUAGUCUUUCCAUCCAGGACUACUACUCGGCAUUUCUGACUUUUUGGCAUGAAUAUGCUGAUUUGGUUACAGCGGAUGUUCAUAUUGCCGCUCUCUCAACUAUUCAGACUAUUCACGCGACUACCCGGCGUGAUCAGUUUCUUAUGAAACUACGUCCGGAAUAUGAAUCUGUUCGCUCCUCUUUACUGAAUAGAUCUCCUGUUCCCUCUCUUGAUAUUUGUUUUGGUGAGUUACUUCGCAAAGAGCAACGCCUUAGUACUCAAGCUAUUUUGGAGCAAUCUCAUGGCAGUUCCGGGACGACAACUGUAGCUUAUGCUGCCCAAGGACGCGGACCACCUAUGCAUUCUAAAAACUUGCAGUGUUUUUGCUGCAAGGAAUAUGGGCAUAUUGCUGCCACUUGCCCUAAGAAGUUUUGUUCUUAUUGCAAGAAGAAAGGUCACAUUAUCAAAGAAUGUCGUAUUCGCCCCCAGAAUCGUCAGGCCCAAGCAUUUCAGACUUCGAUUAUUGUCCCUCCUGUAGCAACACACGACUCUCCUUCAGCUGCGUGCUCUGUUCCUGCACCUCCUGCACCAGAUUACUGCACCCCAGAAAUGGUGCAACGGAUAUUAAUUUUAGCAUUAUCAGCAAUGGGGUUUCAAGGACCAGGUAACGGGGAAGCCGAUCGCGAAGGGACCUAAAGUGGGGCGCUUGUUUCCACUAUUUUUACCUGUUCCAGAUUUUUCUCCACGUUCUUCUAUUAAGUCUUUUGCUUGUAAUAAUGUUUCAGAUCUUAGUAUGGUGUGGCAUCGUCGUUUAGGCCAUCCCAAUACUCAGAUCUUAUCUCAUGUAUUGAACUCUGAUUUACCUGGUAAUAAGGAUCGUUAUUCUUUA